AGUAAUGAAAAUAAAUUCUUAUAAUGAAGAAGUGUCUAAUUUUCACAGGAUUGUUUUUAAUUAUAAUAUGUCUAACUGGAUUAAUGUUUAUUGUGGAGUUUGAGGAGCUGAGUCGAAGCGAUUACUUCAAGACACCUCGACUUGCAAGCAUAGAUGACUUCGAAGAAUGCAAAAGUCUCGAGAGUGAUUCUGAUUUAAAAUCGCCUUUGUACUGCAUGGUGAAAGCGGUAAUCGAUCAUCCUACGAAACGAUCUACCCCAUAUUCUACUAUUACCGAAUAUUCUUCAUAUUCAAAUCAAUAUUUCAACCAUAGAAUAUUGACACGUGGUAUAUGCAUGAAAAAAUGCCACGAAAUUCACGAAAAGAUGAAUGAAACAGAAAAGGCAGAAAAAAAAUAUUUGAACGAUAAUUCUUUGAUAGUCGGUGAUGGAGUCACUCCCGCAAUUGCAAAACUAAACGCUAUAAAUAAAAUUUGCAAUGUUUGUGUCAACAAGGAACUCUUGGAUAAUUACGGAUUCAUUGCCAAAACUAAAAUUGAUUAUUGCAUCACUGAAAAUGAAGAACGUUCGUUUGACUUGGUUCAUUAUUUAUUCAUUGCUGGUCUGUCUACGAUUUUGUUUUUCUUCUUGUCAUCACUGAUAUAUGAAAGGUAUAAAGAUUACCCAAGAGUUCAGAAAAUCUUUAUAAACGCAAAAAGCUUUAAAGCACUUUUUAAAGCUUUUUCAAUACAAGAAAAUUGGAAUCAACUCACGAGAGUUACGAAAAAUGAAGAUUACACAGCUCUUGAACCAUUUAAAUGUGUCAUUUUAUUCAUGCUUGUGUUCAGUUAUGUGUAUCGACACAUUGCUUCAAUGCCAUUCGCUAAUCCAAUAUACAUUGAAGAAAGUUUUCUUAACAAUUGGAUGUUGUUCUUAGAUCAUGAAUUUGUUACGAAUUUAUUUUUAGUGACAUGUGGGAUUCAAUUAAGUUUCUUUUUGAUCCCACUGAUUGAAACUUCUUCAAGUGUGUGGCACUUGCUGAAAAAGUUGGUCGGUUCUAAAUUUCGAAAGCUUUUGGCACUUUAUUCUGGCUUUGUGCUUUUUCAUUCAUCAUUUCUUCAAUCGAUGGUCGAAAGCCCUUUUUGGAAUAAUCAUGCUUUGAAAGAACAGAAGAAUUGUCGAGAAAGUGGGCUUUUGAGUAUUUUGACUUUCAAUAAUUAUGCAAAGCAUGGUGAAAUGUGUUUAGAAUCAAGUUGGAUUCUAUCAGCAGAUUUUCAUUUAAGCAUUUUAGGAUUUUUCAUAAUUUGCUUCUUAGUGAAAUUCCCAAAGUGGCAAAAAUUGAAAUCUUUCUUCAUAAUUUUAAUGUCGUUAGCUUUUGUUGCAACUUUAAUCUCCUUUAGAAAGCUCAAUAUAUAUUCUUUCGUAGUGCCAGAGAUUUUAAGGAACUUUCCGAAAGGAGGUGAUAGAAAAUUUACUGAAGGUUUUUAUGCAUCGCACAUGAAUUGUGGAAAUUUCAUUAUUGGAACUUUAUUUGGUUCAUUGGUUUCGGUGGUUACUAAAUUUUUCAUUUCGACGACAAAUGUUUUAUUGGAAAUGAGUUUCAUUAAUAUGUUUGCAUAUUCAUGUGCGAUAAUGAUAAUAAGUUAUGCACUUGGAGUUGUAGUUUAUCUCAUCUUAGAAGCACCAUUGAGGAACAUCACAAAUUUUCGGUCUUUAAAAGAUUUAUUGACACAUUCAGAUUCGUCACCUGCGAAAAAUGUCAAACAUCAUCUGAAAGUUCAAUGACCAUUGAGAUUUCUAAUAAAAUCGUCAUUAGUUUCUUUUAGCAAAUAUAAAAAG
Molecule: messenger RNA, 1817 nt
Organism: Clunio marinus
Lineage: Eukaryota; Metazoa; Arthropoda; Insecta; Diptera; Chironomidae
Source: the annotation of a GenBank genome assembly